Molecule: messenger RNA, 624 nt
Organism: Striga asiatica
Lineage: Eukaryota; Viridiplantae; Streptophyta; Magnoliopsida; Lamiales; Orobanchaceae
Source: the annotation of a GenBank genome assembly
AUGGUUAAGCUCCAAUUUCGCCGUCAAUCGCAUGACUACGGGAUUGAAGUUCCAACCGAUCUUAGGGAUGCUCCGUCAGUCGCCGUCAAUCUCUCUGCGUUGUCAUCAUCCCGUUUGAUUUCGCCGUCAAGCUCCAAUUUCUCAGCUCCAAUUUCUCCGUCAAUCGCCGUCAAUCUCCGGCGCGGCCGAAGGGAACACGAUGGUGGCCGGGAACGAAACAGUACGGCGGUAGCGGAGGAAGACGACGGCGACGCCAUCAAAAAAAACUCCUUCGUCGAUGGCAUCACCACCUCACCGUCCGCGCCAAUAGCAUCAAUCGAAGCAGUCGACUCCUCGAUCCCCCUUCCAAGACGAAUAGCAUCAAUCGAACCCGUCGUUUCGACUGAAUCAGUCGACUCCUCCAAUCCCCCUUCACACAAGUCAGCCACCUCCUCCAAUCCCCCUUCCGCCGCCGCAUCCGCCUCCGUCUCGCUCAAACAUCCACGACGAGAGAUGCAUCUCGCUCAAAUUAGCACUUGUGAUUCGUCGAUGGGGUACUCUUCAAGAUCGUCUUGGCUUUUCGAGGCCGUCGUGUUGGUCUCCACGCUCUGCGCCUUCUUCCUUUUCUGCUGCUGCCAUUUCUAA